UUUCCCUUGGUCAAUUCUGAGAGAUAGUAAUGAGAUGAUGAAAAGUGUAAAUUUGAGCUUCUACAAGUUUGAGGAAUAUGAUGUUUUAACUUAGAUAAGUUAAGUGGAUAAAAAGAACUGAAAAUGACAACCCGUGCAGCAACAUUCAAUUCAAAGAUCAAGAAUCUAAAGGACUAUAGAUUUCGGAUUUUAAACAACUUGACCCCACAGCCCACUGGGAUUGAAAUCGAAAACACACUGAAGUACUUUUCCCAGACUUUAAGAAGUGUAUUGAAGGAUGUCCCCAACAUUCCAGCAGAGAGCUAUGGACCACGACAGAGGGACAGUGUGCGGCAGUCGGUUUUUCCUAAUCUGAACUACACAGGGUUGUAUUAUGCCAUCCUGAAUAUGAUUGACAUUGUACCUACAAUGCAGAUGAAACAGAUAGAAAUAGGGGAGUAUGUUCUUAAGGUUCUGGGAUGCCUUGUUCCAUUUUUGGAGCACGAUCUACUGGAUUCUCUACCUUACACAGUGGCUUCAACCUUAGCAAUAUUUCCUCCUACAUUACACAAGGACACCAUUGAUCUGCUUUGUAGCAACAUGCUGCCAAUGACUCUGGGUUAUGAUGGCUGCUUUGAGCCUUCCUAUGCCAGCGAGUCAGCUGCUGCCAUUAUAACGAUGGUUCUCCAGCAUACAGACAAUGGUUCAUUCCACUCACAGAUUUUAGAAUGCUUUAUGAGCAUUAAAAGAGACCUUAUUAAGGACAUCCUUAGUAUUGUGGCCUAUGGACCUUUCACUGCUAGAGCCCCUGCUGCCAAUCUGUUGUUUUAUUACUGGCCUCAGCUUAAUCCUGCACUGACAGAUAGAAGAGGAAUCCACUACAAAUACACAGCUUGGCCUCCAGUACUCUGUCAGAGACAAGGUUGUGUUAACUCAGGGAACUGUCAGGCUGUCAAGAUGUGUUUAAACCCUGCCCUGGCCAUUCACUCUGGAGACAAGCCCCCUCCCCUGUAUAUCUGUAGUGACUGCGCCGAUGAACUGAGAAAGGAACACAGUGAAUACAUCACAGAUAUUCUACUGCCAAUGUCACAUGUAUCAACUGUCUGUGAAAAUAAGAACUGCAGGUCAGAAGACAAUCUUGCUGUCUGUACAUGUUUCUCUAUUGAGUGUGCCAGCUACAAUGGCAAUCGACCAAUCAGAUACUGUGAGUACUGUGACAGCCAGCGCCACCACGGACAGAAAGGAGAGCUCCACAUCUACCACCGCAGUAUUCCAGAAAUAUGGGACUGUAACAUGGAGGUCCAGAGGUACCUUACUGAUGGCAUUGUCAGCUUACUAAAAGAGGCCCAGCCAAUAGAAAGCAAGCGUCUGCUGGAGAUGGGAGAAGAGUACCAGCAGACUACAGCUGAGGAGGAACAACUUCUGCUGAUUGAAGAAGCAGGGGAGAGAAAACUACUGAGUCGAUACGGAAUCUGGCUGCUGGUAGAACUCUGUACCCCCAGGGAGGAUAUUCCUAUUGAGGUGCUAGGACGCUUGUUAGGGAUGUUGUUCCAGUGGUUUGAUGCUACAGCCUAUUUACCUGAUGACAAUGUUGGAAAUGCCUUGGAGAGAUUAAAGGAUGAAUAUGUCUGUGAUUGGCUGGAUGAAGUGGCCAAGACUCACUUUGAGGUCAUUGUGUCCUGUCUGUUGCCACACCCAGUUGAGUAUGCCAGGGUGGGCGGAUUCUGGGACACCUUGUGUUCCAGAACAGUGCAGAUCAAAGAAGGCCUCAAUUGUUUCUUUUGUUUGGUGCCCUAUGAUGUCAUUACUUUUGAGAUAUGGGACUAUGUGAUGCCGUACUGGUUAGAGGCAAUCCGAACUGAAGUACCAUCAGAAGAUUUGCAUCACCUCAAAGUUUUGCUGAAUAAGUCUUUUGACAUGGACUUGUGCCCUUUACCCUUUGGUACAGACUCUGACAAGAUGUACCAUUUUAUAUCUGAGAGGUUUGAUGACAGCAGUGCUUAUGUACAGGAGCAAGCUUUACAAUGGCUACAGAUCCUUUCCACACUGGACAUCUACUUGCCAAUCCACAUGCUACUGAGUAUGUUUAUAUCAGGAGUACAGAACAUGACAGAGCUCCUAAAACAACAGAGUACAGCUGAACCGGAAUCCCCCACCAAGGAAACUAAGCCCUCCCAACCCCGCUCCUUCCCCCAAAAUUCUCCAGAAGAAGAAUGUCCCCCUCCCCUCAGUCCAGCUAAGUCCCAUGUGGUGGUGGAGGCAUUUGAAAUUUAUGACAGGGAGACGGAACUUGUGCUGCCUUGUUACAUUAUGAUGCUGGAUUUGAUUUUGAAACAGCUGGAGCUUCAAAACUUCCCUAAGUACCUUGGACUGUACAAUGAGACCAGCCGUCAGAUUAUGCAGUUACUGACCCUAAUGCUUGGGACUCGCUGGGAUGGCACCCACAUCUGUAGUGAUGAACAGCAGGCCAACAGUUGUAUGUUCUGUCAGAACACAGCUCUGUGGCACCAGGUCACUUCUCAGGUGAUGCAGAACUUCUGUCCUCUCAGCCAGGUGAAGAUUCCAACCAAGGAAAUUCCACGAGUGGACGAGUCCAAACGAUUAUCCACUACUCCAACAUGCAUGUCAAGGAAAAGUUCAGUGACUUCCAAUGAUGAUGUUGAGAGUACAGUGGGGGAGAAAGAAGAGGAAUGUCCAGGAUUUGAUAUGACUACUAUGCCUCUACACUUGCAGCUCCACCAUGCCUUCCUACAGGAACUUGAAAAUACAACAGAUACUGAUGCUGGGUUUGCUUUGUUGACAUCUAUGAAAUAUUUGAUUCUAAAUGGAGAGUGCUUGAAUUACACUGUGACACAGUUCCCAGAUUAUGUAAAAUUCUCACUCAGCAAGUACUUAAUUCCUAAUCUGUGGAAAUCCCUGAAAGCCAAGCAAUCCCAGCUGGCCUAUGUUUCUGUCCCCCUUCUUUUACAUUGUCUGACCCUCCCCACUGGGGCCGACGUCUUCUGGAAGCUGGUAGAAGAGGACUUCACCAAUGAUGAGUGGAAGAUCAGAUUUGCUGCUGUGGAGAAAGUUACAGUGCUGGCCAGAUUUUUAGAACCAGAUGGUCUACAGAACAACCAGAUUAUCCAGACAGCCCUGGCUCAUGCCUUCUGUUUACUGAUUGGCUCAGUGGAGGACAUCAAUGCAGCGGUUGCCCAAAGGGCCACUCAGUAUCUGGAGACAAUCAAAUUUGCAGCAAUCAAGUGUUUGUGUAAGUGUCUGGAGUUCCAGUUUGACCACGUGAUCAGUGACCGGAUCAUGAUUCUCCAGAGACUCCACCUCCUGUCUAACAUCAUGAAGGACCACGAAAUCCUCAACUGGGAGUUCUUCCUGGCUCGGUUUGACGCCCUCUCCCUCGAGGCUCAAAUAGAUCUGGAAAAUAGUGGUGAACUAGCUUGUCUUACAGAUCUGACAAGCAGUGAUCGAGAUAGUGAGCAUUUUUUAAGGAAAUUGAACCGAGCUCGAUUUGCCUUGGCCAGGACGGACAGUAUUCGCUCUGUGAGUAAAAGUGUAAAGCCGCCCUACAGACGAGCUGUGUCUGUUCCUAUGCACCUGCUGACAAAGACCACACCUCCCAAAGAGAUUCUCAAUAAGUGGAAGAUGCUUAUGCGUAAAGUCCUUCUGGAACAAGCCAAAGAGAAAGCUUGCAUUAGACAACAAUCAGCACCUCACUUCAACCUAGGCAGACGAAUGACCACCAGGAUGCAGUUCGGAGCAUUCAGUAACAUUUUUCCAGGAGGUAACAUCAAGGAGUUUACAGAUGAGGAGAGUAAUUUUACUGCCCUCCUGCAGAAAGCCAUGGACCUGGAGGGUAUCGACCGAGACACGGUGUACCAGUUAGUAGCCCUGUUGAUGAAGUUUAUGGUAACAGUGAAACCAAACGAGGACAAAAAGAAAGAUAACAGAACUCAGAACAUUGUACUUCGACAUCUGAAUGUUCUCUUGGGAUACAAUCAGACAGAAAAAUCCUUCAGUGUCCCCCCUCAUAAACUCAGAUCAUCUGCUGUCUUUAAUGCUUUCCUGAGUGGGGUUCCAUUUGUCUUGGAUCGUAAUUUUGACCUGGGGAACCAGAUCCUCCCCAUCACCCUGUUGUUACUGCAGUAUGGACCCUCCCCCCAGAGAUACGCCAGUGACUACCAGCCCCCUAACUACACACUGUGGUACAUGGAGCCCUAUACCCGCAUCUCCUGGCUAACCACACUGCUUGUUAUACUAUACAAGUAUCAGUUCUACACAUCCCCAGUAUCUGCCAUAAUUCAGACCCUGGUAAGAGUUGUGAUCAACACAAUUGAUGCUCAACAUCACCGCUGUAAGAAAUCUCACGAGGAGGGGUUCCUUCCACCCAGUCCUUCUAUGCUCAGGAGUAAAGAUUCCACAAAAUUGAAUGACUUGGAAAAAAUUCAGGAAACAGACACACCUCCACAGAGUCCAAAGGUCAAGGACACAGUAGAGGUGAACUUGAUGUCACCUCCAGAGUACAGCACUGUCCAAUACAAAACAAAUAACACAGGGGGUGUGUCUCCUUCAGAGGAAGAUCAAGGACAGGAGGUGUCUGAAACCCCCAAACGACCCUCCAAGCAAAGGAAACCAAGACGAAUCAUAGAGUACACAGAGCCAGAGGGGGAGAAAAGUUUUAAGUCACGGAAACAGUCACCAAGGAGAGCUGCAGAGAUCAGAAGAGGUCAGCAGAACGUCAUAUCCACUCCAGAAAGAUCCACCUCCCCAGCUCGUAUAGAGACAACCCACACUUCUGACGCAAAGGCAGACGCUCCUUCUGUUGACCUCAUCAUGGCCAAACAGCUGAAAGAAUUCAGUGAAAAGGAGGACAAGUCAUUUAAAGAUACAUAUUUAUCUGGUCCGCAGGUCUCUCAGACAACCGACUGCAGUAAAGGCACCAUGUUCAGCAGCAGUGUGACGGACGCCUCCAGUACGCUGACAGGACACACCUCCACCACUGAACACAGCAAUGACAUGACAUCCGAGGUAGAGAGUGGGGCAGAGGACAGCGAGAAGCAGACAACAUCAGACACUGACGGAGAGAAAUACACGGGGGGAGCCACUGACUCGGGGGAGGCUGACACACUGGAGGAGGGUAAAGCUUUGUUGCGGACAUCAAGUGUACUGAAAGGUAGUCAGCCCAGGUUCAGAGCUCGCAAGCCCAGGAAAACAGGACUGAUCACUGUGGAGCUACAGAAGGCCUUCCCAGAACUGAACGAACAGCUUCAGGAGGAGGCAGUCAGCAAACCAGGAGGGAGAAGAGCUAGAAAAAGUGAGUUGCUUGCCAAACAAAAAGCUGCCAAGAAAGCCUCAUCCUCUAGAUAUGGAGAGAAUGUCAUGGUAGAACGUUGCCCAGAAUGCAAUGCUGUUCUGGAACAGUAUGAUGAGGAUACGAUUGGUUACUGUAUCAUCGUCCUGGCAACCUUUAUACACAGAGAGCCUGCUUUAGCUACACCUCUCUUGUUGGAGACUCUGCAAUGUGUGUCCAGAAUUGCAUCAAGCAGUCCCUAUGUUUGGCAGGUUGACAGCAAUGUCAUGGUCCCAGGAAAUAGUGUGAGCAUUGCCAGACAGUUUAUAAGGUGUGUGCUGCACCAACUGGCUCCCAAUGGGAUCUUCCCAAUGCUCUAUCAGAGUAAUUUUGAGGAUGUGGAUUUCUUCAAGACUAUGGCUGCAGCUCUGGCAGACUUUACAGAGCUUCCUUGUCAUGCCCCCAUACAACUUCUUCUGGAGGGUUUGAACAACAAGAAGAGUCUGCCCUCGGACACCAUCAUCUUGUUGCUUAACAAUCUGGCAGACUACAUGAACUGCAUCUCUUUGGAGACCUCUGCUCCUAUGUGGAACAGCAUUGUGGGUAGUUUUGAAAUCUUCCUGAGAAAGCUCUACACAGUGCUGCCAACACCAUUUGAUCCAUCCUCACUUCUGAAAAUCAUGAUAUCUAUCCUGAAGGUGUCUGGGAUUAGUAACUCCAGGUCAAUAUUGGAGCCCUUUUCCAAACUCCUGAGCUUUACUAUCUUGAACUGUUCAUUCAAGUUACAACAGGUGCUGGACAUUUGCUCUCUAUGUAAUAGAGUCUUUGUCAAGGAGAGAGACAAGAUGUACUUGACCAGAACUGUGAUCUUUGAGCUUGUCCAGGCUCUCAAGUUCAAACACAGUUUACCUGAUGAAAACUUCCUGCUCUUGGUACAGUUUGUAGUGCUGGAUGCUGGAGGAACACUAGGGUCCACUAACAUCGUUAGUGAGAUGUUGAUGCUGUACAACCUUCAGAGUCAAAUGGUUAACAUAUCAAAGAACAAUAUGAAAGGGGGAGGAAGCAGCUAUUUGAAUGAGGACACACUUGGAAAUCAGCUGAAGUCUGGGAUAGCUCAGUUUGUUGCCUUGGAGAUCACUCGUGGCAAUGGCCGUGACAACAGAGCAAUAUCUCGUUACCUGCCCUGGCUCUACCAUCCCCCCUCCACAGUACAGCAAGGCCCAAAAGAGUUUACAGACUGUAUUGGCCACAUACGUCUUCUCUCUUGGCUUUUGAUUGGUUCCCUGACUCACACAGGAAUGACAGAAGGAACCGCCCCCAUUUCCUGUCAGCCAAUCCCAUUGGAUGCUAGCUCCUACAUUGCAGAACAUGUUUUGGUCAUUAUGACUGGAUUUGAUGAGAGAUCAAAGGACUCGGUAUUGCACAUGAGUUCCCUCUUCCAUGCUUUUAUCCUCUGCCAGCUGUGGACCAUGUACUGUGAGUCGACGGCGGCCCAGUAUCCUAUGGACAGUGAGAACCACAAACUGGCCUCCACCAUGGUGAUGGACUUCUGGGGGCGGGUCACGCCGGGGAUACUGCAGAUGUUAAACACUCCCAAAGAGUUGGCAGAAAUGGUCAAUCUUCAUUUUCUAAGUUUGAUGGAGGCCCUAAGGGAAUGCAAUUCUUCGGUUCUGGCCAAAUUGUACCCCAUGUGGACUUCAAUUUUGUUUACCUACCACUCGCAGUUGCCUGGACAUUUACAAGUGAGACUUCAGACAGUGGAGAACUGGAAGCCUCCCAGUACAUCUAAGGACCAGGCUUCCUUUAACAUCCUGUUGACCUGGCUAAAGCGCAUACAGUUCAAACUGGGUCAGGUGGAGGUGCAGUCCUCGGCUGCCACUCAGUUCUACUCUGUUUAAUCUGGGAAGGGGGUCAGAAAAGGCCAUAACUCAGAUCUAGUAAUCUGGGGAGGGGGUCAAAAUAGGCCACUAAACACUAACACAAUUGGAUGUAUUAAAUUGUCAUAAUCAAAGAAUGCUAGCUGGAUCAUGUAUUAUGGAUUAAAUCUCAUUCAUUGAUUUUCCUAACAUUGUAGCUUUAUAGAAGGCAUAUAAUGUUUAAGAUGGUAGUAUUUAAAGAAGUUGAAAUAAUAACUACUGUACAUGUACAUAUACUGUACAUAAAUUAACUUAUCCAAAAUUUAGCUGAAUCUCUAGUUAUUGCGUUGUUGGCAUAUUCAUACUAAAGCACCAUAUAUUUUAUGUAUAAACAAUUUCUUGGUGGUAUUCAUGAGUUAGUAUAUCGUUGUCCUAUAGCUAAAGCUGCUAAAGUAUGAAGCCUGCUUUUUAAGGUGCACAUACAGUAUUUUAGAGGGGUUAGGAUUUGAUUGAUGUAAGAAAAUUACAUUAUUUGGUUUUCAGUGUGAAGAAGUUCGUACAUUUUUGUAUAAAAAGUAUAAUUUAGUAGAGGAAUGUUCAAAUAUACAUUUAUUAGUAUUUGUUGUAUACUGAAAGAAUGUAUGACGGUAUAAUCCCUAUUAACUGCCCCGGGCGCUUAGAAAAUUGCGAAAAGGGGACGGUUAUUUUGGUACAUGUAUUCUCUUUAUGAUAUUUAAUGUCAUAUUUUAACUUAAAAAAAUCUUUUGAAAAAAAAUAAUAAAUACAAAGAACCACUAAAAUAAUUUCUAGCUUUUUAGCUCACCUGAGCCGAAGGCUCAAGUGAGCUUUUCUGAUCACAUUUUGUCCAGCGUCCGUCUGUCUGUCCGUCUGUCUGUCUAGCUGUCUGUCUGUAUGUAAACUUUUCAUGUUUUUGACUUCUUCUCAAGAACCGCUGGGCCAAUUUCAACCAAACUUGCCACAAAGCAUCCUUAGGUGAAGGGGAUUCAAGUUUGUUCAAAUGAAGGGCCAUGCCCUCAUUCAAGGGGAGAUAAUUGGGAAUUAAUGAAAAUUUGGUGGUAUGUUUUAAAAAUCUUCUUCUCAAGAACCACUGUGCCAGGAAAGAUGAAGCUUAUGGGGAAACAUCCUCAGGUAGUGUAGAUUCAAAUUUGUUCAAAUCAUGACCCCCGGGGGUAGGGCGGGGCCACAAUGGCCGACCAAAGUUUUACAUAGAAAUUUAUAGUUAAAUUCUUUAAAAAUCUUCUUCUCAAGAAUGACAAAGCCAUAAUUGAUCAUAUU
Messenger RNA from Saccostrea cuccullata (small rock oyster), 8415 nucleotides. Its product is annotated as protein unc-79 homolog. The transcript is spliced from 52 exons. Gene Ontology annotation, molecular function: protein binding. Bases 124 to 7161 code for a protein of 2345 amino acids. Lineage: Eukaryota; Metazoa; Mollusca; Bivalvia; Ostreida; Ostreidae. The record is from RefSeq and is a predicted model, not a curated record.